CUCCCUUUAGUCCCGCCUCCUGGGGUGGAACCUGACAAACCGGGGGUGUGCAGGCUUAGCUUUAGCACACUGAAACUGGCGACUUCAGCCCGUGUUUUUGAAGGUAUCUGCUCCACUUCCUCAUCACCAUGAGUGACCCGUGGCAGGAGUGCAUGGACCACUGCAUAGAGGUCACUAAAAAGGCUGGAAAGGUGAUCCGCGAGGCGCUUCAGAAGGACAUCGCUGUGAUGCAGAAGAGCUCCCCGACUGACCUGGUGACCGAGACCGACCAGAAAGUGGAGCAGCUUAUUAUAUCUUCCAUCAAAGAAAAGUACCCCACACACAGCUUCAUAGGUGAGGAGUCGGUUGCAGCAGGUGCGCCCAGUGUCCUCACAGACGAUCCCACGUGGAUCAUCGACCCUAUCGAUGGAACCACCAACUUCGUUCACAGGUUCCCAUUUGUGUCCGUAUCAAUCGGAUUCACAGUGAAGAAAGAGAUCGAGUUCGGGAUCGUCUACAGCUGCAUUGAGGACAAACUGUACACCGCACGCAAAGGCAAGGGAGCGUUCUGCAACGGCGCGCCGAUCAAAGUGUCCGGACAAGAAGAUAUUAGCCAGUCGCUGGUGCUGACAGAGAUGGGCUUUAAACAGGAUCCUGUGAAAUUCCAGACGAUGUUGGCCAACAUCAGAGCAAUCCUCACCAUACCUGUGCACGGGAUCCGCUCCCCAGGCAGCGCGGCUGUCAACAUGUGUUUGGUGGCGUGUGGAUCGGCUGACGCCUACUACCACAUGGGCAUCCACUGCUGGGACAUGGCCGGAGGCGCCGCCGUCGUCACCGAGGCCGGGGGAGUGAUCAUGGACAUCUCAGGUGGACCGUUUGAUCUGAUGUCUCGCCGGCUGAUCGUCGCCAGCAGCAGGACGAUUGCAGAACGUAUCGCCAAGGAGGUAACGGAGUUCAACGUCGGCAGGGAUGACGCAGAAUCCAAAUGAACCCCGGCGCUUUUCCUCCCUCCACUCGAAAACACACUCGGCUCAAGUCCGCCGCCGCCUUAAGAACCAGGACAGGAAACUUACCUCUGUGGAACAUCUGAGUCGGUUUGCGCAAUAUUCACAGCUUGGAUCUUUACCGCUUCUGUUUGUUCUACAUUGUUGUUUACCAGAUUUAAAAAAAAAACCUUCUUAUCGUUCAAAUUUAAAUGUUUUUAUUCCCUUAUGGGGAUCAUUCAGUCAUUUGUUUUUGUUAAUUUUACUGAUAUGAUACCUCAAGAUAACUUAAGUGUUUGUUUUGACCAAUUGUAUUGCAAUUAAGUAUUUUAACUUAGAGUUCAGGUGAAUUAGAAUUAGAUGAUAUUCAUUUCUAAAGUUUCUUUAUUACAGUACUGUAUACUUUCUCUUCAUGGCCAAAGUGAAGCACUCAGCCAGAGUUAUCCACAUGAGUAAUGUUGUUUGGAUUUUUUAAUCUAUUUAAUGAAACAAGAAAAUAAAACACAAUGA
Messenger RNA from Salarias fasciatus (jewelled blenny), 1472 nucleotides. Its product is annotated as inositol monophosphatase 1-like. Gene Ontology annotation, biological process: phosphatidylinositol phosphate biosynthetic process; signal transduction; inositol metabolic process. Bases 129 to 968 code for a protein of 279 amino acids. Gene Ontology annotation, molecular function: inositol monophosphate 1-phosphatase activity. Lineage: Eukaryota; Metazoa; Chordata; Actinopteri; Blenniiformes; Blenniidae. The record is from RefSeq and is a predicted model, not a curated record. The transcript has 9 exons.